Molecule: messenger RNA, 4079 nt
Organism: Triticum dicoccoides
Lineage: Eukaryota; Viridiplantae; Streptophyta; Magnoliopsida; Poales; Poaceae
Product: chloride channel protein CLC-c-like
Exons: 9
Coding region: 1226-3805 (859 amino acids)
Biological process (GO): chloride transport; transmembrane transport
Cellular component (GO): intracellular membrane-bounded organelle; plant-type vacuole membrane
Molecular function (GO): voltage-gated chloride channel activity
Source: RefSeq, a predicted model, not a curated record
UCUUCUGCACGGUGAGGAGGAGGAGCGGCUCGGAUAUGGGGCGUCGGCGCCGAUGGCAUGCCGGCAGCAGCGCGAAGGCGGGAGCUUUACGGGCCCACGAGGGCUCGGCCGGGCCUGUGGGCCCAUGGGCCUGGUGUGCUCCUGCUAUUGCGUCCGGACGGCUACCGUCACGGACGGUGGAGGUGGGGCCCUCCCGCGUGCCCAUGGUGCUGAUGCCCUAGUCCCGACUCUGAUUCUUCGCCGCGCUGUCCCCACUUCACGGUGUCGUGGUGAGACGGCGUGGGGGCCUCAUGACCGCGUUGGCGCAGGGUGGUGGUUGGUUUGAUGGCUGGACCCGGAUCGCCCGAGGUGCGGGUUGGGAUCGGGGGAAACCCCUGUCGGCGGGGUCGACACCAGCGUGGUGGCGCAUGUGGGUGCCACCUGACCUUCCGGGAGGGCGUUGGGGGCUACCCUUCCUCUCGCCUCGUAAUGUACUGGGGGAAACCCUUGGCAGCAGCGUUGUCAUCGGCGCGAUCCUUCUUGGAGGUGUUGAUAGGUGCCGGCGCUUCGGAGUUUUGGAGUCUAGUGAAAGAUCCCGGUGGGCGCAGCGAUUGCGAGGCUUCUUCGUUUUUGUUGAUCCGCCGUUGUCGGCAUUUGUUUUCUUUUGUUCUUUCUCUGUCGUUUCUUUUGGACGUGACUGUGCUGCUUCCACCCCAGCAUCUAUGCAUGUAUGGUUCGGUUGGUUGCUUUGUAUACAAAGCGGAGGAAAACCCUUUUUCGGUAAUACACACCCGGGAACAUAGCAAAAGCCAUAGUCCUUUGGGUAAUAUCCUCCAAGAUCUGAUGAACUAUGUCAAUAUAUGUUAGCCUCUUUUCAUAUAAUAAAAGAACAGAGAAGGCUUCGAAUCAUCACGUGUGAAGCCUUGUGGACGUUUCUAAACAUGACUAAUCUUGAAUAACAAGUGUCAUGUCAUGCAUUGCUUCCUAGUCUGCUUUUUACUCCAUUUGUCUCAAAAUAAGUGUUAUCAAUUUAGUAUAACUUUGUAUUUAUUUUGGAACGAACAGAGUAUUUGUUUCAGCAACAACCACUCAAAUUUUCAGCAAACUGCUAUUGUAUUUAUCAAAUUUUGCUGGCACGCCGGAAUACACGAGAGGAAAUACGCCGGAAUAGCCCAGAGGAAAUAUCCUGUGUACGUAGUAGUUUGGAAAGCCACUAGUUGCAAAUAUCCAUUUGGAGUUCAGAAGCAUGGUACCACAUGUCCACGUGGCUGUUAAAAUCCACGAGCACGGUCCUGGUGGUAGGGAAAAUAUCAGGUGGCUCACGGGAGUUCAUAUCACGGGAGCACCAAAGCUCCCAAAUCACCUGAUACUCUCUAUUUGCCAAGAGGACGGCAAGAGGCGGGGGCAAAUGGACGGAGGCCAGUCGCCGCGGCCUCAGCAGCACCACCGCAUGCCGGAGCGGGAGGGCAACAACAACUACGACGUUGAGGGCAUGGACGGUGCAGCAGAAGGGGAUUGGUGGCAGAACAGUUCUUCUAACGCGCUGCUUCGGUACGACGACCGCGGGAGCGCAUGCGAGCCGCUCAUGCGGAAGCGCACCAUCAACACCACCUCCCAGAUCGCCAUUGUUGGCGCCAACAUUUGCCCCAUCGAGAGCCUCGACUAUGAAGUUGUGGAGAACAACCUUUUCAAGCAAGACUGGCGGUCAAGAAAGAAGAAGCAGAUAUUUCAGUACAUUGUUAUGAAGUGGACUUUGGUGCUUCUAAUCGGCCUGUUGACUGGACUUGUUGGCUUCUUCAAUAACCUUGCAGUCGAAAACAUUGCUGGCUUAAAAUUGCUAAUCACAAGUGACCUUAUGCUCAAGCAAAGGUAUUUCACUGCAUUUUUGGCAUAUGGAGGUUCCAAUCUAGUCUUGGCAGCAGCAGCUGCAGCAAUAUGUGCUUACAUUGCACCUGCAGCUGCUGGAUCUGGUAUUCCUGAAGUUAAAGCAUAUCUUAAUGGAGUUGAUGCCUAUUCCAUACUGGCUCCUAGUACACUCUUUGUGAAGAUAUUUGGUUCAAUACUUGGAGUUUCAGCUGGAUUCGUACUUGGAAAGGAAGGUCCAAUGGUACAUACGGGAGCGUGCAUUGCAAACUUACUUGGUCAGGGAGGGUCACGCAAGUACCAUCUUACAUGCAAUUGGCUAAGAUAUUUCAAGAAUGACAGGGAUAGGCGGGAUUUGAUUACGUGUGGGUGCGCAGCUGGAGUGGCCGCUGCCUUCCGCGCACCUGUUGGUGGCGUCCUGUUUGCUCUUGAGGAAGCAGCAUCAUGGUGGCGAAGUGCUCUUUUAUGGAGAGCAUUCUUUACAACUGCUGUUGUUGCUGUCGUGUUGAGGACUCUGAUUGAGUUCUGUCGCAGUGGAAAGUGUGGUCUCUUUGGGCAAGGUGGAUUGAUUAUGUUUGAUCUAAGUUCAACUGUUGCAACCUAUAGUAGUCCGGAUCUACUUGCAAUAAUUCUCCUUGGAAUAAUUGGUGGUAUAUUCGGAGGCCUCUUCAACUUUCUCUUGGAUAAAAUUCUUCGUAUUUAUAGUAUUAUCAAUGAGAGAGGUGCUCCGUCCAAGAUCCUUCUCACUAUAAUAGUAUCAGUUAUCACAUCAAUGUGCUCGUAUGGCCUCCCUUGGCUUGCUUCGUGCACUCAAUGCCCUGAGGAUGCCGUGGAGCAAUGUCCUACCGUUGGUCGCUCUGGCAACUAUAAGAACUUUCAGUGCCCACCAGGGUAUUACAAUGGUAUGGCAUCACUUUUCUUCAAUACAAACGAUGAUGCCAUACGCAAUCUUUUCAGCACUGGAACCGCAACCGAGUACCACAUGUCUAGUCUUUUCAUCUUCUUCAUCGCAAUUUACUGCCUUGGACUUGUAACUUAUGGAAUUGCCGUCCCAUCUGGUCUCUUCAUCCCUGUUAUCCUUGCCGGAGCCACAUACGGUCGAAUAGUGGGCACGCUCUUAGGAUCCAUAUCAAGUCUUGACCCUGGACUUUUUGCGCUUCUUGGUGCGGCGUCUUUUCUCGGUGGGACAAUGAGAAUGACUGUGUCUGUCUGUGUGAUCCUUCUAGAACUCACCAAUGAUCUACAAAUGCUCCCUUUGGUCAUGCUUGUUCUUCUAAUAUCGAAGACCAUAGCGGAUAACUUUAACAAAGGGGUUUAUGAUCAGAUAGUGGUAAUGAAAGGUUUGCCGUACAUGGAGGCUCAUGCUGAACCGUACAUGAGACAUUUGGUUGCUGGUGAUGUUGUGUCUGGUCCACUAAUCACCUUUUCAGGUGUUGAGAAGGUAGGGGACAUUGUUACCGCGUUGAGGAUCACAGGCCACAAUGGAUUUCCAGUGGUUGAUGAGCCACCUCUAACAGAAGUGCCUGAGUUGGUUGGGCUUGUGAUCAGGUCUCAUCUAUUGGUUUUGCUGAAAGGCAAGAUGUUCAUGAAGGAGCCAGUGAAAAUGAGUGGUAGCUUUGUUAUGGAAAGAUUUGGUGCCUUUGAUUUUGCUAAGGCAGGGUCAGGGAAGGGUUUGAAAAUUGAGGAUCUACAUUUCACUGAUGAGGAGAUGCAAAUGUAUGUUGAUCUCCAUGCAAUUGCAAACACCUCGCCAUAUACGGUGGUUGAGACAAUGUCACUAGCAAAAGUUGCACUCCUAUUCCGAGAACUGGGAUUGAGGCAUCUCUUGGUUGUUCCAAAGACCCCAGACAGGCCUCCCAUUGUUGGAAUUCUCACAAGGCAUGAUUUUGUGGCGGAACAUAUCCACGGCCUGUUCCCUAGUCUCAAUCCUCACAACUUUCAUUCAGCCUCAAUGGGAGGUUGAUUGUGAUUUUUUUUGUUUCUUCUCAUUUACAAAAAUCAUACAAAUCUUAUGUACAUCAAUAAGAUUGCGCUUUUGUAAUAAUAAUGUGGCCACAUGGUUGGACGUCUGCCUAGUGCCAAAAGGUCAAGGAAGUUGGUGAACUGAUGACAGGGAAGCCGGCAACCCUAGUUUUCUAUUGUGAGCCUAUGGCAGGAAUCGUUGUGCCAACUAUAGACUAAACAUUCAAAACCCUGGAACUCAAAAAAUAAGCAUACAUGCUAAAGUUUCUACAACA